Messenger RNA from Engraulis encrasicolus (European anchovy), 2310 nucleotides. RefSeq lists its product as uncharacterized. Bases 281 to 1237 code for a protein of 318 amino acids. The transcript has 8 exons. The record is from RefSeq and is a predicted model, not a curated record. Lineage: Eukaryota; Metazoa; Chordata; Actinopteri; Clupeiformes; Engraulidae. Gene Ontology annotation, molecular function: serine-type endopeptidase activity. Gene Ontology annotation, biological process: proteolysis.
AUAGGUGAGUUUGUCAGCGCGCAGGUAGCUUUCCUAGAAACUGGUCUGUUGUGACCGAAACUCGGCACAGGUGUUUCCCACCAACUUUGCAGUUUUCAGAUCUCCUGCCUCCUCUUUUCGAUGUGAUUAGAUGAGAUUUCGCACAAAUCGUUGUUACUCUAACUAUUCGGAAAGGAAUGUUGUGAAUCUAAAGGAUCUACGGAACUGUUCACUGGAUUAGUUCUCGCGCCAGAUACUGUUUUUUUCUCCUUUGGUACGUGCGUGUGAUCGCAAUUUCUGUAUGGCUUUUGGGGAACUAAAUAUGAACUCAGUGGGACUUUAUUGCGCCGUUCUCUCAAGUAUAGGUAUUUUGACGUGCGCCGCUCAACACUGUGGAAAACAACAGCUGCAGAAUAGGAUAGUUGGUGGAUAUGAUGCCGAGGAGGGGGCUUGGCCGUGGCAGGUGGAUAUUCAGUCAACAAAGACUAAUCGUCAUGUGUGUGGAGGAAGUCUCAUUGCAGAACAGUGGGUCCUGUCUGCUGCCCAUUGCUUCCCAAACCCCAAUGACCUCGGUGCCUACAUCAUCUAUAUCGGUCGUCACCAGUUGAAUGGCUGGAACCCGUUCGAGGUUAGCCGUCGUAUCCAGCGCGUGGUGGUGCCAUCAGAGUACGUGGACCCACAGGAGGGGGACGACAUUGCGCUGGUGCAGCUGGACAGCGAGGUGACCUGGUCGGAGCGCAUCCAGCCCAUCUGCCUGCCGGGGCCCAACACCCUCUUCCCCAGCGGCCUGCGGUGUACAGUUACAGGCUGGGGGGACAUCAGAGAUGGAGUGUCGCUGCAGGGGGCCGGCACCCUCCAACAGGUGCAGUUGCCCAUCAUCGGCCAGUCCAACUGCCAGAGCAUGUACGACACCAACGCCAACCCAAACGACGCCGUCACCAUCAUGAGCGACAUGGUCUGUGCUGGCUACCAGGCAGGGGGCAAGGACUCAUGUCAGGGCGACUCGGGAGGCCCUCUGGUGUGCCCCAUGGUGAACGGCACGUGGGUGCAGGCGGGGAUCGUGAGCUUCGGGCUGGGCUGCGCGCAGCCGAACCGGCCCGGGGUCUACGCCAAGGUCUCCUCCUUCUCCGGCUUCAUCCAGAGGACCAUCCCCACGCUGCGGCUGUACGGCAGCGGCACCCGAAUACACGGCGGAGCCCUCGCCACCGUGCUGGCCUCCGUCCUCACACUCCUCAUGGUCACCCAUGUGCUAAGAUAGAGGUUAACUACCCGGACUCGCAUGCACAUACACACGCACACGCACACAUGCACGCAGGGGGCAUGGUUAAAUGGCAGCAUUGCAUAUUUGCCACUUUGUAGUCACCUGGGUUUUUAAGAUGCUUCUACCCAGACUCACACAGUGAUGGGCCACCUGCAUUCAGAAGCAACAAUCCAGUGCCACACAUUCCAAAUGACUUGGUGCUGUCACCUCUUCCCUAUUUCCCUGUAGCCCUAUUCGAACAGGUAACACCAGGUCUUUUGGAAUAUGCGGCACUGGAUUGUAGCUCCCGAAUCCAGAUGGCCCAUCAUUGCUCUCCCACACGGACAUACACACACACACACACACACACACACACACACACACACACACACACACACACACACACACACACACACACACACACACACACACACACACACACACAGCAGGCACAGUACAGGGGCCAAGGUUACACAGCGGCAUGGGCACUCUGCCACUCACUCUCUCUACUCUGCGGCAUUCCACUGUAACUCGGCAAGGUUCCGCAGGGGAAAACAACCGCAGCACCUUUUCACAAAGCCCUCCUGUGCUCUCUCCUCUCUGUGUUUGCUGUCUCUGAUAGCAGUGUAAACAUGGCCAUUAUGUGUGUGGAGCUUUUGUUCCCGCCACAGCCACGCGGCAUUCCAUUCUUCUACUGCCUUCUACUGUAACUUGUAACGUAGCUUGUUGAUUUGCAGUAUAUCUUAUGAACUUGUAACUCGUCCCCGUAUUUAUGUUGUAAAGGAGGCCAAUGGGACCCAGGGUCUACAACACAAUCCUCAGAUGAUGCAUGGAUGGAUCAUAACGUCCCGUGCAGGGUCGAUGACAGUGCCUGGUGUUGUAUAUUUUAAUAUGAUAAAGGUCCACAGUGGCGUGUGUUUGUUUAAGAUGAAGUAGUUCUCUGCACUGCGGAUCGAGUUUUUGUGUAUCAACUUUUGUAUUCUUUUAUUUUUUAUACAUGUACGAUAUGAAGAAUCGCGUAGUUUUCACUCAAUGGUUGUUACAAAAUAUUGCAAUUAAAGUUUGAUUCAUAUGAAUUCUUAAAACCUGAA